Messenger RNA from Colletotrichum phormii, 4673 nucleotides. Its product is annotated as MIT domain-containing protein. The record is from RefSeq and is a predicted model, not a curated record. The coding region runs from base 309 to 4358 and encodes 1349 amino acids. Lineage: Eukaryota; Fungi; Ascomycota; Sordariomycetes; Glomerellales; Glomerellaceae. The transcript has 3 exons.
CCCUUUUCCUGGAACGUGGUCGCAUUGUGCGGAUAUCCGUGCUUUCUGUACUCCGUAGUCCGUACCAAUCAUCCUCUCCCCAAGGCAUUUGAACCGUUCUCAUACCACAUACCCAUGCUCAACCAGGCUGUCGGCGACGACAAACGACCGACCACCCCCCUGGAAUGAACCGGUACUACGUGUAGCCGUGACACAUUCAAUGCCGUGGGUGUGGUAGCGAGCUUGUUCCGGUUGACCAACUUGAACGUCUCUGGCCAGACUCUCCCAAGCGUAUCGAAUACCUCACUACACACCUUCAGGUGCACAGGAUGCCCUCACCCAAAACCAUCAGCUCGGCUACCUUUUCGAACCCAGGCUUGUCGCAGUCGCAUUCACCGUCGCUAUACCACCCCGAGCAGACCCUUCAGACCCAUCAAAUACAUGCAUCGGGCUCACCGCAAUACCAGCAACACCACCACAAUCAGCAGCAACGGCAACCGUCUUAUCAGAAGCAGCACAGACUCUCCAGGUCCUUCCCCUCGUCGCCGUCUUCAAAUCACCUGGCUGUCCCCCGCUACCCGAUCGGCACACGCUCCGACCGACCACAGGCUCCAGUCUCAUCUUCGCUUGGUUCUCGUCUUGACACAAGCACGUCCUUUUCGCGCAAAACGCCGUCACCACUACCACGAACAUCCUCUCUUCUACCGCCCCCGCAACAGCCUGCAACUCACUUUCCGACAAACAAGCCCGAUAUCGUGAUCCUCGAAGAAACCGACUCAAACUCGCCAUUGGACUACGAAGUGUUUUCACAUCUCCGACCCUCCACCGCCCACUCGCGUUCGAGCAGCGCAGGCCUUUCGAGUGACGGUGUAAGAAAUCUCAAUCGCUGGUCUGCCUCGACAACCUCAAGCCGGGCGUCGGCCCAGGACCAUCGCGCGUUCAACUCUCAUGCACGCCGCAUGAGCGUUGAUGCCUCUGCAUUACCCGCGACUAAUAGCACAUUGGCACCUAGUCAGCCAAGUCAAAGGCUCCCGAGACACCGACGACGAUCAAACUCCAGCGACGGUUCUUGGGGAACUAAUAGCGGAAGCAAGUUGCGCGCCUACUCACCAUCUGGAUUCACGCACACCGAGGGUCAUUCCACCCUGUUUACAUCCCAUAACCACAACUCGCCCUCGACGAACAAGCUCGCAACUCUAGGAAACGGCUCGCGAGCGCCGACGGGUGCCUCCCGUGCGCUCAAGACUGGCCUCGUCACCGACCAGAACCAAACCUGGGAUGCAUUCUCCGGUCCCGGACGGAGAGGAUCAACUGAACAGCGUCGACAGCAAGUGUCUCGCGUAGCAAUGCCACCCGAUCGCAAUGGGGAGGCCUAUGAGACGAAGGGCCACUCCCGCAAUUGGUCGCAGGCCGCAAAGGGGAGUGCCGAUACCACUGGGUCCUCGCGGGGCAAGGAAAGGGGAAACCGGCCGCCAUCGCAAAAAGCCAUGCUUUCACGAGCCUUACAAAAGGCGAAUACGGCAGUUCAGCUAGAUAAUGCGCAGAACUUUGAAGGCGCGAGGCAUUCAUACGCGGAGGCAUGCGAGCUGCUGCACCAGGUGCUUGCUAGGACAUCCACCGAGGAGGACAGACGAAAGCUUGAGGCGAUCCGUCGAACCUACACCAGUCGCAUUGAAGAAUUGGAUGAAAUGGUUCCCGUCCAGCAAGUUGCAGAAGGCAAGGCACUGCCAGCUAGACCAGAAAGCCUGGGCCUGCGCUUGAAUCCUACCCUGCAAUUCGACGAUGACGAUGAAGAUUUGGAGGAUACGGAUGGCUUGGAAACUGCGACAUUGACGAGGAUAUUGAAAGAGGGAAACCAACAAGCAAACAGCUACAGUGGCUCUGGUCUAACCAUCUCACGAAUGCAGGGUCUGGGAGACCGACAAAGGAGUGCUUCUGCAAGGUUACCGGAGCAGUACCCCUUGCAAUCCUCCUUCUCACGAUCUCCGCUUCGAGACCGUGCGUCAGAUGAUCAACUCAUCUUUCAAAUACCCACAGACGACGCAUACAUGCCGCCGCCGCUCUCCCCGAGACGGCUCUCGUCACCCAAGGCUGACGGCCAAAGUAGCCCUGAUGGACCCAUCAGAUCAGACUUCUCCCUCUCAGCAAGACGAACUAGCCAAAGUUCUCGACACGUCAGGGACUCGAGUCGAGAGUCGAGCUCGUGGUUGGACCCCAUUGAUGAGUCUGGAGGUUCCACAGCGUCCUCCGUUCAUUCCAGGUCGUCAUCUGCAGUGAUAAGGCGCAAGCACAUACGUGCCCCGAGUGGCGCUACUGAAGCAGAGUUUGACGCAGCGUUAGACGCCGCAGUAGAAGCAGCCUAUGACGAUGGGUAUGAGCCGACAGGAUUUUCUAAUCCAGAGACUCAAGGCUCAGAUGAUCCGAUUGUAGCAAAGGCCUUGAGAAAGGUUGAGUUGGCCAAAGAGCGGGUUCGCCAAACGGAGAGAGAGGCUAUUGAACAGGCCAAUGAGAGAGACCGGCUUGCGCGAAUUCAAGCGGAACAGCAGUCUGACGAAGAUGUCGUCCGCGAAGACUUCUUCGAUGACGGAUCAUCAGAUGAAGAGGAGCGCAUUCUCGACGAGAUCACUCGAGACUACUCGGUUGACGAUUUCGCCUUUAACCUAGCCUCUCAUCAGGCUGCAGCUAGAACCUCGGGCUCAAGUGAUCUGGCCCAGUCGUCAUGGCAGCCGUCCGUCACUCCAACCGAUGCCGCAGGUGAUGAUGUUUUCUCUUCUCUUGCCGAUCCUAUCGCCGCAAACAACUUCCCGAGUGUCGGAGGCCCUGCAGUUCCGCCGCCAGCACAAGCUUUGCCCCAAUUGCCCAGUAAAAAGCCUGUAUCGGGGGCGACGCCAUUGCCAGGGCCUGGGCAAAGUGUGCGAAGCAGGCGGAUGUCCGGACAAAAUCCUAAGCAACUAAAGAUUGAAACUACCAAGCUUGCAAAGUAUGGCGACCCUGGUCGACGAUACAGUGUUGCCCAAGCGUCGAGUGGAAUACAUGGGGUAGAUUUCGGACACCCUGACAUUAACGGGCCUUCCGAUGCGGAUGCGGAUGGCUCAAUGGCUCGGCCAUAUUCGCCGCCAGAAGGCAUCAGUCCAACCCAGCCAGUGCCUCCUACACCUCCGCUUGGCCACUCAAGAAGCCGGGACAGUGAGGACUUUACGGGCAGCCACUCUGGUUCGCCUUCUUUUCGACCUACAUUGAGGAAGAACUUCUCUUCCUCAAGUCUAAGAAGCAUGAAGAACCGGAACAUGUCUUUAUCGAAUCUGGACGAUGCGUCUGAUAUGUCUCCCGGCACCCCAUUAAGUACCGCUUUUGGCAUUAAUGGCAGACAUCCAGCGAUGCCAACGUUGCCGACACCCUUGGCAGCUGCUUUCAAAGAGAAGUUCACGCCAAGCUCUGCCGGGGGCCUUUACCUGUUUGAUGAUAGCCUUCAUUCACCGCAGAGCCCGGGGUCGCCAAACGCACUUCAGCCAGAUGCCCCAAUUCCCCUAGAGCCGUGCCCAACAGACUAUAUGUUGAGGCCAUUUUGGCUAAUGCGAUGUCUAUAUCAGACUCUUGCUCACCCCCGCGGAGGAUACCUCAGCAACAAGCUAUUUGUUCCACGCGACGUAUGGAAGGUGAAGGGCGUCAAGAUUCGAAAUGUGGAGGAUAAAGUGGCAACGUGCGACUACCUAACAGCUGCGCUAUUGAAGCUCGCGCGAGUCGACACAUGUGACGCGGAUGCUGUUCUCGAAGAGAUGCAAGCUUUGGAAGGCAUUCUCGAACAAGUACAAGUCGGGCUGACGCGCAAGCUGGGUACGGAUGUGGGUGUUCAGACCUCCAGCAUGUUAUUCCGAGAUGCGUCGAAUUCGGCAGAGCUUGAAGCGGCAAUCAGCGUGCCGCGUUCAGCAAGCGUGUCGGGAAAGUCCUCAUCCUUCUCAUGGCGGAGGCUGCGGUCCAAGAAUUCGGCAGCGGGCUUGAACAAUUCCUUUAAUGCCAAAAGCAAUGGGGGAGAGAGCGGUAAGGAAUCUCCAGGCCUAGAAACACUGCCGAUGACGGAACACCCAACAAGUCGUCCUUCCAGAAGAGACCCGAGCAACGCGCAAUUUUCAGGGCCGAAUGCGAACUAUAUGGGGUCACUGGCUCGACUGUUUGACGCUGCUCAGACGAUUGACCAAAUCGCGCGCCAGGUUGAAGAUCCAGGCCUGAGGCAUGCCGACAAGACACAGGUCGGCCUCGAGCUUUGCACACGACAUGCGGCAGAGUUUUUUGGCUUUUUCAUCUGCCGGUUUGUGUUGUCUGACCUGAGUCUGCUCUUGGACAAAUUCAUCAAGAGGGGAAGCGAGUGGGUUCUCGCCUAAGAUAACGAAGCAUGAGCUGCGUGACACGAACUGUUCAUGUGGAUAUGAUAAGCAAGCCACGGAGGCAUGAUUUAAGAGUAGUAAAGAGCAGCUGAAGGGGCUGCUAACCGGACUUAUUUAAUCAAGAGCCAUACCUGGGUUUAGAAGGUCGGAUGUCCGAUGAUAGAAGCUAAAGCCGGAUGGAAUGGCGGAAUUGUCUACGCAAGCCUGCUUGCUGGUCCUGGGUUUGAAGUUUUCAUAUUCCAAAGAUACCUCAACAUUUUCAACAUUGAAAUGGGAUUGACUACAUAAUUAUAAGAAAUUUCGAUGUGGACG